GUGAGCUCACACAUAAGACAGCAAAAAGAGCUAAAUGCAGAGAGCUUCAGAUCCGACCAAACAAUGACGAUCGUUAAACCGUCGCAGUUCUCAUUCUCCGGCGGCGGAUCUUCGCCGUUAUGUUCACUCAAAAGCUCACUCCUCACCGUCGCUAUUCUCACUUUCAUUUCCCUCUUCUACCUCUCUCUCAAUUCCUUACGCACUUCGCCGCCGUCUCCUGUCAUCGUGGUAACACCGAUUCAUGUUCCUCAUACCUUCGUGAAUGAGUAUAAGACUGAUAACGAAACACCGACGAUGGAAGAAGAAACCUACUCCGAUGUUUAUCACUCACCGGAGGCUUUCCGAUUGAAUUACGCCGAGAUGGAGAAGAGAUUCAAGGUUUAUAUUUAUCCCGACGGCGAUCCAAAUACGUUUUAUCAAACGCCGAGGAAAGUCACCGGUAAAUACGCUAGUGAGGGGUACUUCUUCCAGAACAUUAGAGAGAGUCGAUUUCGAACCCUAGAUCCAGAUGAAGCAGAUCUCUUCUUCAUUCCAAUCUCUUGUCACAAGAUGCGAGGCAAAGGAACAUCAUAUGAAAAUAUGACUGUGAUUGUUCAAAACUAUGUUGAUGGAUUGAUAGCUAAGUAUCCUUAUUGGAAUAGAACUUUAGGAGCAGAUCACUUCUUUGUUACAUGUCAUGAUGUUGGUGUUAGAGCAUUUGAGGGAUCUCCGCUUCUGAUUAAGAAUACUAUUAGGGUUGUGUGCUCACCUAGCUACAAUGUUGGUUUCAUUCCUCACAAAGAUGUUGCUUUGCCUCAAGUUCUUCAGCCAUUUGCUCUCCCUGCUGGUGGAAAUGAUGUUGAGAAUCGGACGACUCUUGGUUUUUGGGCUGGUCAUCGAAAUUCUAAGAUACGGGUUAUACUUGCUCAUGUGUGGGAAAACGACACAGAGCUUGAUAUUUCAAACAACAGAAUUAACAGAGCUACAGGGCAUUUGGUGUAUCAGAAGAGAUUCUACCGGACUAAAUUCUGCAUAUGCCCUGGUGGUUCUCAAGUAAACAGCGCUCGCAUAACGGACUCGAUCCAUUACGGAUGUAUUCCUGUCAUAUUAUCAGACUACUACGACCUCCCUUUCAACGACAUCCUGAAUUGGCGAAAAUUUGCGGUUGUACUCAGAGAGCAAGAUGUCUAUAACCUUAAGCAGAUCCUCAAGAACAUACCUCACUCAGAGUUUGUUUCGUUGCAUAACAACUUGGUCAAGGUAAAGAGAAUUUCACCAUCUUAUCCAGUAUUGUAUACAAGAAGCUGAUUGGUUUUGUUGUUGUGCAGGUGCAGAAGCAUUUUCAAUGGAACUCACCUCCAGUCAAAUUCGACGCAUUUCACAUGAUCAUGUAUGAACUAUGGUUACGCCACCAUGUCGUCAAGUACUGAUCCAAGACUUUUUUUUUUUGUUUUUUUUCCUUCUUCAACCGCGUAGAUACGGUCCCAAGCCAAAAAAAGCUAGCAUGUACACCUCUUGUAAGUUUUAAAUAUCAUAGCUUAUGACAGUAACACGGAACAUCAACAUUUCAUUCUUUGAGGAAAAUUCAUUAUUUUUGUGUAUUGUGUACUCUGUUCCAUCCUGUGAAUUAGCCAGCUUCUUUAUAAGGUCCCCAACAAACGCAAACGCAACACUGGAUGGGUCUAUCACUAUGAUAUUGUUCCAGAAAGAUUUGAUAUUCUUAUCCCACAAACCUGCAACUCUUUUUCCAUGAGAACCUUUUCUUCCAUAUAUUAAGAACAAGUGGGGAAGCUAUUGAAAAACUGAAAUUGGAGCUUAAAUAUCUACUUAACAACAUCUGC
This is a messenger RNA of Arabidopsis thaliana (thale cress), 1820 nucleotides long. RefSeq names its product Exostosin family protein. The record is from RefSeq and is marked reviewed. The transcript is spliced from 4 exons. Gene Ontology annotation, cellular component: Golgi membrane. Gene Ontology annotation, molecular function: glycosyltransferase activity. Bases 64 to 1287 code for a protein of 407 amino acids. NCBI's taxonomy places the organism in Eukaryota, Viridiplantae, Streptophyta, Magnoliopsida, Brassicales, Brassicaceae. Gene Ontology annotation, biological process: glycoprotein biosynthetic process.